Messenger RNA from Pezoporus flaviventris, 951 nucleotides. RefSeq names its product deoxyuridine triphosphatase (gene DUT). The transcript has 7 exons. The record is from RefSeq and is a predicted model, not a curated record. Gene Ontology annotation, biological process: dUTP catabolic process; dUMP biosynthetic process. Gene Ontology annotation, molecular function: magnesium ion binding; dUTP diphosphatase activity. The coding region runs from base 163 to 663 and encodes 166 amino acids. Lineage: Eukaryota; Metazoa; Chordata; Aves; Psittaciformes; Psittacidae.
GGCCCGGGGCCCGGGCCCCGCCCGCCGUGCAGCCUCAAUUGCGUCCCCCUACAACGCGGAACGCCGGCGGGGUCCACCGGCAGGACAAGCGCCGACUUGUCCCGCGGAGGGCAGCGGUGCCGGGCCACUGGCGGAGGGACUGCAUCGCGCCGCAGGACAGCGAUGCCUUCCUCCGAAGCCGUGCUGCAGCCGUCCCCCAGCAAGAGGCAGAAGGGCUCGGUGCCCGGGGAGCCCACCGCUCGGCUCCGCUUCACUAAGCUGUCUGAGAACGCCUUCUCCCCCUCUAAGGGUUCUGCUCGGGCUGCGGGCUACGAUCUGUACAGUGCUUAUGACUGUGAGGUACCACCCAUGGGAAAGGCUGUAGUGAAAACAGACAUUCAAGUUGCGCUUCCUUCUGGAUGCUAUGGCCGAGUAGCACCACGUUCUGGUUUAGCUGCAAAGCACUUCAUAGAUGUUGGUGCUGGUGUUAUUGAUGAGGAUUACAGGGGAAAUGUUGGUGUGGUACUCUUCAACUUUGGCAAGGAGACUUUUGAAGUCAAAAAAGGGGAUAGGAUUGCGCAGCUCAUCUGUGAACGCAUUUACUAUCCUGAGCUAGAAGAAGUUCAAGCUCUGGAUGACACCGAACGUGGUGAAGGUGGCUUUGGUUCUACUGGAAAGAACUGAAAAUUAUUUGAAUAUGUAUUCUAAUUUUUAAGUUAUUUCUAAAUUUUCAUUUGAAACAGAAGUGGGAUUUUGGUGCACAUGUAAAAAAAAGUUUCAUUCAGACUUACGUGUAUUUGUCCUGUCCAUUUUUAUAGGCAGUGAAUUCAUCUGCAUUAUGGGUAAAUGUGCAUGACUAACUUGAUUGAUUAGUUGAUGUGUUGUUUUUGCUUUUUAGAUGUACAGUCCUUGGUAAUAAGAACUCAUUGCUUAUGUUCUGAUUAUGCUCUAAUAAACUUAAAAAUAAAUUAA